AUGGGUAUAUCUCUAUGGUUAUGUCCAUAUGGACACAGUCCUGAAUAUGAGACUUUUAAAACUCUGAUAGAGUCAUUACAAACUUUAUUCCCGAAUUCUCCUGUAUUUGAGCCCCAUGUUACUGUGUGUAGUGGUCUCUCAUGUGAGAACAUGGAGGAAGUGCAUAAGGUACUUGAGAUGGCUCAUCAUGCUAUAAAUGCAGUAAAAUCUAAAGUAGAUAGUGAGAAUGCGCUUGUCGAGUUUGAUGGUUUCAAUAUUGGCAAGAAGUACUUUGAGAAAUGCAGAUUGGAGUGCAAACCAAACCCUAUGUUGUACAGUCUCGCGAAGUUGAUAAGAUCGAUGUUCGUCGGAGAAUUGAACAUUGAUACCUGGUUAUUUGAGGAAUUCCAUCCACAUCUUUCGCUAGCCUACUCAGAUAUCUAUCCGAUGGACCAAGCAAUGAUACGGUUGAUAAGGCAGAGAAUUGAAGACUUAUUUGAUGUAACUACAGAAGAAAUAGAGUCGCAUAGCAGGGACCAAGACGCGUAUAAAUUACAACACACUCUCAAAGGAUGGUCUUUCCCGUUGACUUUCAAAGUGGUCAGAUGUGAAGGUCCUGUAGAAGAAUGGGAAGUGCUAUCAGAAGUGACAGUCCAUGGAUAA
Messenger RNA from Kluyveromyces lactis, 642 nucleotides. RefSeq names its product 2',3'-cyclic-nucleotide 3'-phosphodiesterase (gene CPD1). Gene Ontology annotation, molecular function: 2',3'-cyclic-nucleotide 3'-phosphodiesterase activity. Gene Ontology annotation, biological process: cyclic nucleotide metabolic process. The transcript has a single exon. Lineage: Eukaryota; Fungi; Ascomycota; Saccharomycetes; Saccharomycetales; Saccharomycetaceae. The record is from RefSeq and is a predicted model, not a curated record. The coding region runs from base 1 to 642 and encodes 213 amino acids.